AUGGCAGAAAGGACAGAAAAAAUACUGGUAGAAGAAGAAAUGAUACAAAGCCGAGGGAAAAAGGGCAAACGAAGCAAGAAGGUAUUAAAACGAAGAGAGGGCUGUGGGCAAGAUACAGCCAUAGGGAAGAAAGCCUUGAAGACACAGUAUUGGGAGGAGGCUGAUUUAACUGAUGAAGAUAUUCGAAGCAGGAAUAGGGAAAGAGUUGGGAUAGCAGAUAUUGCCAGAUCAUCAACAGACUUUGCAAACUUCAUACAAGAAGCAGAGUUAAUUGAUCUUCCCCUAGCUGGUAAAAAAUUCACGUGGUAUAGGAGGGGAAAGAAUCGCAAUGAGCAGACUGGAUUAUUCCUUAUCAUACAGAACUGGUUAUCGCUCUUCUCAACGAUCAAUCAAUGGUGCUUAGAAUGCUCUAUAUCUGACCAUAUUCCUAUCUGUCUGGGAAUUGAAGCACAGGAUUGGGGACCAAAACCGUUUAAAAUUUUUAAUCACUGGCUUAAGAAUGAGGAGUUCCAUUGGCUGGUAGAAAAUAAAUGGAGCUUAUACGAGGUGGAGGGAUACACAGGUAACAGGGCGAUGCAAAAGCUCAAACUUCUGAAGAAGGACAUCAGACAAUGGAACGAUCAUGGGAAAGGAGAUAUGGAAGCCUCAAUAGACUCACUAGAGAAGGAGAUAGCAUUGUGGGAGAGAGAGCAUGAAGUCAAACCAAUGGAGAAAAGCAUCAACUUGGCUAUAGUAACAAAAAAAGAAAUGUUAUGGGGAUUACAAAGAAAGGAAGAACAAACAUGGGGGCAGAAGGCAAGAGUAAAGUGGAUACAAGAGGGAGAUAAGAACACAAAAUAUUUUCACUGUAUUGCCAACAACAGAUGGAGAAAUAAUUUCCUCAGCUACAUAUCCCACAGAGGCAAAAGAUUUAACAACCCAAAGUAG
Messenger RNA from Durio zibethinus, 927 nucleotides. Lineage: Eukaryota; Viridiplantae; Streptophyta; Magnoliopsida; Malvales; Malvaceae. The record is from RefSeq and is a predicted model, not a curated record.